AAUUGCCAUUCUCUCUUAAAAGGUUAGGCCUUUUGUUGAGUCGAAAGAGAAAAAAUAUGACAAUGUUACAAAUUUCUUAAAAUCAUUUAAUAUGCAAAAAAUUAAUGCUUAUAAAAAUGAAUUAAAUGCAUUUGAUCAGGAGUCAGAAUCUUUAGAAUAUGCAGAGAAAGUACGCAAGGAUAUGGUUGUUCCCCAAAAAAUAUCAUUAAAGGUUGGGUCAAAGGAUAUUCAGACUGACAACGAUGAAGAUGCUAUAUAUUCAAGAGCAUCAGAUAUGAAUAUACCUGAACAUUUAUCUAUUGCAGAUACUGUUAAAAAUGUUUCUGUAGAAAAUGAUGAAAAUAUCAAUGUUUCACCAAAAAUAUUUACAAAAAAGAAACAUUUUCUAAAUUCUUCCAAUUAUAUUUUUUCAAAUGGUGGUGACUCAAUACCCUUAAUACAAAACAAUAUGUACUCAACAACUCCCACGAAUCCUUCACCUGCUCAAAGAUUAGAAUUACUUGAAUUAAAAUAUAAUGAGAAUAAUCAAUGUUUGGCAGAAUUGAGGCAAGAAUUUGAAAGAAAUAAACGCCUCCAAAGACUAACAGCUUACACACUAAUUUUUGUUUAUUGCUUCUCAAAAUUAAUAUCAUUUUUUAGGCGAUAGAUUCAAUUUAAAAAACAAUCUUUCUUCGAAUAUCAACUACAACCAAUAGAAUAAAGAUCAUUUUAGGACUCAUUUUAAAAAAACCAAUUAAUUAUCAAAAAAUAGAAAAUAAGCUAAAUUUAAAUGUAGUUUAUUUUUUUUAAGUAUUAUUAAAGAAUUUUUUAAAAAUAAUGUUGAACCAUUCUGUUUUGAAAUAUUAUUUAAAAAUAAAAAUUAAUAAGGCUUGAUUGGCAAUUUUGUAAUAUGAACAACAAUCUUUUCAUAAAUUUAUUUGUCAUUGCUUUUAAAUUUAUAAAUUAUUUAUGCGACAAUAGUCAUUUAAAAAAAUUUUUUUAAAUUUUUUCCUCCAUACAUAAUUUAAGGGCUUUACAAUACAUUACCCAACACAUGUUUUUUUUCUUCUGUCUUUUCAUCUUAUUCUGUUGAUUUAGGAAAGAACCCCAAAAGAUAACAAAGUAUUUUUCUAAUCAAUUGUAUAUCAUUACCCUUUUUAUCAUUCAAAAUUUUGACUAUUAUCCUUUUAGUGAAUUGGAAUUUAUAUAUUUUUUUAGCAACAAAUCUUAUAUAAUAUAUAUUAUAAAAAUAACAUAGAAAAAAAAAUUUAAACCAAACCAGAAUUGUACUAAGGAAUGUUUAUUAUAAUAUUUUUUUUAUAUCAUAAUCAUUAAAAUAAAAUGCACACUUGAAGUGGAAAUAACUUUUCAAGUUUAUUUUAUGAUAUAAUUAUAAAAUUUGAAUAAUAUUAAUUAAAUUAUAUAUAUAUUUUUUUAAUUUACUACAUACUUUAUAAUAUUAGGGGCAGGCAGAUAUUUGCCCAACUUAUAUUCUGUACGUAAUAUAUUAUGUAAUUCACAUUAAACGCUAAACAAUAAGAAGAAAUAAAUUAAUUAGUCAAAACCAAAAAAUAAAAUAGUUUUUAUGGUUUAAAUUUACCAUAUUUUAUAAUUUUUUAAAAUUAACAAUUUUUUGUUUAAAUUUUACAAAAUUUUUUUGUUUAUUAGUGCUGUGCCGAUCCAUAAAUUUUUCACAGAUUCCAUAUUUUCCGAUAUUGGUUCAAAACCGAUCCGAAAUUUAUAUUUAUUUUUUUUACCAUCCCCCUUUGAACCAAAUGUAAUAAAAAUAAGAAUCCAUAAUUUC
Gordionus sp. m RMFG-2023 is the source of this 1783-nucleotide messenger RNA. RefSeq lists its product as uncharacterized. The transcript is spliced from 3 exons. The record is from RefSeq and is a predicted model, not a curated record. Bases 92 to 646 code for a protein of 184 amino acids. Lineage: Eukaryota; Metazoa; Nematomorpha; Gordioida; Chordodea; Parachordodidae.